AUGGUAUUGAGAGGUGGGAGGGAAGUGGGCCGUGACGGUGGCAGACACAGCCUGAGGACGCCGUCUACUUCUGUUGACUCAGACAGGAGCGCACUUCACUUCAGAGUCGGCUUCACUCGCUCACACGUCACCCGAGGAACGCUGAGCCGCACACCUGCAGACGCUGCUCGAUCGCGGCUAGAGGCUUCGCUGCCAAAGAUUUUUGCAGGGGUGGCAGUCAUGGCUCAUACGUUGAGCUGGUCUGUGCUGUGUUUUGUUUUUCUGAGCGUCUGGGCGCAGGACUUCUAUGAGGAAAAAACUGGACCAACAAGAGUGAAGACCAGAGGACAGACAGCAGCCGUUCUGCAGAAACAUGACGGUCAAGCCAUCUUAGAUGAGGACUGCGGCCUAGAGUUGGCCUUCCUGCUGGACAGCUCUGAGACGGCCAAGGACAACCACCAGCAGGAGAAAAAGUUCACUAUGGACAUUAUAGAAGGCCUCCAGAGCAUCCGCUUGGACACAGGCCGCAAGCUCAGCUGGAGAGCGGCCCUGCUUCAGUACAGCAGCCACGUCAUCAUCGAGCAGACCCUCAAACAGUGGAAAGGCUCGGAGAACUUCAAGAGCGGCAUCGCUCCGAUGGCCUACAUCGGCCACGGCACGUACACCACCUACGCCAUCACCAACAUGACCAAGAUAUUCCUGGAGGAAUCGAGCCCAGAAAGCAUCAAGAUCGCCCUGCUCCUCACAGACGGGACCUUUCAUCCCAGAAACCCAGAUAUCUUCUCUGCUAUGGCUGACGCUAAGAACCAGGGCGUGAAGGUCUUCACGAUAGGCAUCACUCGCAGCGCCAACGAACCUGCCAACAUCGCAAACCUGAGACUGCUGGCCAGCACCCCGGCCAACAAAUUCCUCUAUAACCUACAGGACACCAACGUCAUGGAAAAAGUCCUAAUUCAGAUAGCUCAGCUGGCAAAUGAUGGGUGUCCUCUGUCCCCGAAGUGUGCUUGCGAGAAAGGCGAGAGAGGACCCAGCGGCCCCGCGGGAAAGAAGGGUCGCCCAGGUGAGGACGGAACACCUGGGGCUAAAGGUCAAAAGGGUGAAUCUGGUUUGAGUGGACUUCCUGGUCGUGAGGGUACAGAGGGGAAACCCGGCUACAAAGGAGAGAAGGGUGAAAGAGGAGAAUGUGGCACUCCUGGAAUCAAAGGAGACCGAGGUCCUGAAGGUCCAGUUGGGACUCAAGGGUCCAGAGGCCUGCAGGGUUUACCAGGACCACAGGGUGACAUCGGACCAGAAGGCCCACAGGGAAAGAAGGGUGAGCGUGGCACUUCUGGUCCACCAGGAAUUCAGGGCGACAGUGGAAUUGGACUUCCUGGGCCAAAGGGAGAUAUGGGAUUUCAGGGAAGACCAGGUCCUCCGGGUCCACAUGGCAUAGGAGAGCCAGGUCUGCCUGGGCCUCAAGGGCCACAGGGGGUUCAAGGAGAGAAAGGACCACAAGGAGAGGGUUUUCCAGGUCCAAAGGGGGACCGGGGUCUGGAGGGGCCGAAAGGACCGAGGGGACAGCCGGGCGCUGGAAUCAAAGGCGAUAAGGGUGAGCUUGGGUCUCCAGGUUUACCAGGACCGAUUGGACUCCCCGGGCUCGGCAUUCAGGGAGAAAAGGGUGUUGAGGGUCCAAGGGGGCCUCCAGGAGGAAGAGGACCACCGGGAGAGGGUUUCCCCGGUCCCAAGGGAGAACAAGGUUUGCCGGGAGAAACGGGAACCCCAGGAGAGAGAGGGCACGGAGAACCUGGGCCAAAGGGUGAGCCUGGUUCAUCAGGACUGGCUGGUGUCCCUGGACUUCCAGGGGAGGAUGGAGCUCCAGGACAAAAGGGUGAGCCUGGGACGACAGGUUUGAGGGGACCUGAGGGGACUGCAGGAAUCGGCACUCAAGGAGAGAAGGGAGAUCAGGGCCAACGUGGCAUUCGAGGGUUGCCAGGUCCUCCUGGCAUAAGUGGCCCAUCGGGACCAAAGGGAGAGCCAGGUACGCCAGGAAGGCUGGGCAUGCCGGGAUUACCUGGACGAGCUCUUGCAGGAGCAAAGGGUGAUGUGGGUGCCGCUGGUCCUCCCGGGCCGAUUGGAGAGACUGGUUACGGUUUACCUGGUCCAAAGGGUGAUCGAGGUAACCCCGGACCACCCGGACCAUUUGGGCCUAAAGGUGAAGGGUUCCCUGGUCCAGUGGGUCUGACUGGUUUACCAGGAGCACCGGGUGAGCCUGGCCCAGAAGGCAUUGGUGUUCCUGGACCGAAGGGGGACGUUGGAUUCAGGGGUUUGCCUGGUUUACCGGGACCACCUGGUGAAGGACUGCAGGGACCACCGGGCAACAUGGGAAGACCAGGUUCUCCAGGACCACAAGGACCCCCAGGAGAAGGCAUUCAGGGACCCAAAGGCGAUCAAGGGGCUCCUGGAGUUACAGGGCCGAGGGGCCCGUCAGGAGAGGGACUUCCAGGCUCCAAGGGUGAUCGUGGUUUGCAGGGUGAGAGGGGUUUUAAAGGAAUGAAAGGUGACUUGGGUGACCCAGGGACUCCGGGACUGGCUGGAAGACCGGGAGUCAAAGGCGAACAAGGGCUCACGAGAGAAGACAUAAUCAAGCUGAUAAAGGAGAUUUGUGGAUGUGGUAUUAAGUGCAAGGAAAGGCCCAUGGAGCUAGUGUUUGUGAUUGACAGCUCUGAAAGCGUGGGCCCGGAAAACUUUGAGAUCAUUAAGGACUUUGUCACAGCUCUAGUGGACCGCGUCACAGUGGGUCGUAAUGCCACGAGGAUCGGUCUGAUUCUUUACAGCUUGGACGUCCAUCUAGAGUUCAACCUGGCCAGGUAUAUGAGCAAGCAAGACGUCAAGAAGGCCAUCAGGAACAUGCCUUACAUGGGAGAGGGCACCUACACCGGCACUGCUAUCCGCAAAGCCACACAAGAGGCCUUCUACAGCGCCAGGAACGGCGUCCGAAAAGUAGCCAUUGUCAUUACAGAUGGACAGACGGAUAAGAGAGAGCCUGUUAAGCUGGAUAUGGCGGUACGUGAGGCUCAAGUGGCGAACAUUGAGAUGUAUGCGCUGGGAAUCGUGAACACCUCUGACCCGACACAGGCUGAGUUUCUGAGGGAGCUCAACCUCAUCGCUUCUGACCCCGACAGCGAACAUAUGUUCCUCAUUGAUGACUACAACACACUGCCAGCUCUAGAGUCUAAACUGGUCAGCCAGUUCUGUGAGGACGAGAACGGGGCCCUUUACUUCAACCGCAUUACCAACGGCCUGAACGGAAACAACGGAUACGGCUACGGUAACGGUAAUGGCCAAGAGGAUGUUUCUUCAUACGGGAAUAAUGUUUAUGGGAACAAAUUUCAGGAGAUUUCACUGGACAGAACUCAGACUCACUCUAGAGGCAGAGGACACAGCCUACCUCUUCCCAUCAACCCCGGCCCUCUCAAAGCACAGGUGGAGAAGGACCAUGAGGGCGAGGAUCUAGACAUUAAGACACAAACUCAAAGUGGAAGCACUAUUGCUGUCGUCAAUAAAACUGUCCAACCUGUACAGCCAGGAACCUCUUCAUCAUCAUCAUCUUCAUCAUCAUCAGUAUCAUUAUCUUCAUCAGUAUCUACACAUUCUACUUCAGUGAAUGUGAAUGCAAAGCCUCGUCCUGUAGUGAUAAAAGAAUCAGCUCCUCUGGAUCCCCGGUGUCUGCUCAGUCUGAGUCAGGGGUCGUGUAGAGACUACAUCAUCCGCUGGUACUACGACAAACAGGCAAACGCUUGUGCUCAGUUCUGGUACGGAGGCUGCCAGGGCAAUGAUAACCGCUUCCAUACAGAAGAAGAAUGCAAGAAGACGUGUGUCCUCAACUCCACAGGCUAAAAGGGCUCUACAUCGGUCAUUCUACACUGAACCCCGAUAAAUGAACUUUAUGCUGGUGAUGGUGUACCGCAAUGACAGAUGCCCACAGAUGCCUACAGCCACCAGCAGUUCAUAUUAUAAAAUCAUACAAAUGUUCCCUAUCUUUAAUCUCAGGAUCUGGAGAAAACCUUUAUUCCCCAAUAAAGCCUUUUCAUAAACACGUACCUGCCAAGGUGUAUUAUGAAGCUUCACAGGCCAUUUAUUCAAAUACACAGCUCCCAUUUCUCGGUACGCACUGAGAAUCUGUGCACUGCUCUACAUGUAAUAGUUGUGACAUGUAGAAAUAUUAUUCAUUGGGAAUUGAUUGUAUAUAUGUUUUGUUUUAUUUAAAAUUCAUAUACAAUUUGUGACUUGAGUGAAGCCACGGGCAGAUUUAGCAGACUUAAAAUGUCAUAAAUUAUGUCUUAGGGGUUUCAUGGGGAAGAAUGAAAAAAAAAAGUUGAAUAGUCCUAAUAAUUUAAAUGCAAUUAUGAUUUUAAAAAAGGAAAACAUUGUGUAUAUUUUAUUUCUGAUUUGUCACAGUAGCUUUAUAAUACUAUUCAAACCAAAUAGAUUUGCAUUCCGGAAUUUUGUAUUGUAUUUUGUCAUUUUUAAUGAACCAACCCUUUCCUAACAGCUGUCUGAAAUAAGCCCUUACUGAAUUGUAGACAUUUUUUGACUGUUUUAUACGAAUGAU
Messenger RNA from Puntigrus tetrazona (Sumatra barb), 4570 nucleotides. It is a transcript of the gene col28a2a, whose product is annotated as collagen, type XXVIII, alpha 2a. The transcript has 37 exons. Lineage: Eukaryota; Metazoa; Chordata; Actinopteri; Cypriniformes; Cyprinidae. The record is from RefSeq and is a predicted model, not a curated record. Gene Ontology annotation, molecular function: serine-type endopeptidase inhibitor activity. Bases 1 to 3855 code for a protein of 1284 amino acids.